AAUUCUGAGCUGGGGCACUUUAGCAUGAGGCUGCAAAUGACACAGAUGUGCUUGCUGUGAAUUUCUGUAGUGCCUGGAGUUUUUGUACUAAAGGUGGCAAUACUUCUCUUCCCGUGACUUUUUUUUUAUUCUUUUAUUUUUCACAUACUUUCUAUAAAGGGAAAGAAAUGGACAAGUUGAAGAAUUACGUAUCAGUGAAAAAUGAAGAUCACUUUUAUCAUCAGGGAGCUGUGGAGCUGCUAAUCUUUAACUUUCUACUCAUUCUUACAAUAUUAACAAUUUGGUUGUUUAAAAACCAUCGAUUCCGCUUUCUGCAUGAAACUGGAGGAGCUAUGCUUUAUGGCCUUGUAAUGGGAUUAAUUAUACGUUAUGUGACAAAAUCACCAGAUGUUGAAAGUGGGACUGUUUACGAAUGUGAAAAGCUGAAAUCUGGGCCAUCCACUCUGCUUAUCAAUAUAACUAAUCAGGUCUAUGAAUAUCAAUACAAAAGAGAGAUCAGCCACCACAAUGUCAACAGCCACCAGGGCAAUGCAAUGCUUCAAAAGAUGACCUUUGAUCCUUCCAUCUUCUUCAACAUUUUGCUGCCACCCAUUAUAUUUCAUGCUGGAUAUAGUUUGAAGAAGAGACAUUUUUUUCGUAACUUAGGAUCAAUUUUAGCCUACGCCUUUUUGGGAACUGCCAUCUCCUGCAUUGUCAUAGGGUUGAUAAUGUAUGGCUUUGUGAAGGCCAUGGUACAUAUCGGCCAGUUAAAGCAAUGGGAAUUCCACUUCACUGACUGUUUAUUUUUUGGAUCACUGAUGUCUGCCACAGAUCCAGUGACAGUCCUUGCUAUUUUCCAUGAGCUGAAUGUGGAUACAGAUUUAUACACACUCCUCUUUGGAGAGAGUGUCCUAAAUGAUGCUGUGGCUAUCGUGCUGACACACUCUAUAUCCAUUUACAGCCCUAAGGAGAAUCCUAACACUUUCGAUGCUGCUGCUUUCUUCCAGUCAGUGGGAAAUUUUCUGGGGAUCUUUGCUGGAUCAUUUGCCAUGGGAUCCUCUUAUGCUGUUGUCACAGCUUUAUUGACAAAAUUUACAAAGCUGUGUGAGUUUCCUAUGUUGGAGACAGGUCUGUUUUUCCUCCUAUCCUGGAGUGCCUUCUUAUCAGCAGAAGCUGCUGGGCUUACAGGUAUUGUUGCUGUCCUUUUCUGUGGAGUCACACAGGCCCAUUACACCUACAACAAUCUGUCACCAGAUUCCAAAAUGAGAACUAAACAGUUGUUCGAGUUCAUGAAUUUUUUGGCUGAGAAUGUCAUCUUCUGCUACAUGGGACUCGCACUAUUUACGUUUCAAAAUCACAUCUUCAAUCCUCUUUUCAUAUUUGGUGCACUUGUGGCAGUUUUUGUAGCAAGAGCUUCCAACAUUUACCCACUUUCUUUCCUUUUGAAUUUGGGUCGAAAACAAAAGAUUCCCAGGAAUUUUCAGCACAUGAUGAUGUUUUCAGGUCUGCGUGGAGCGAUUGCGUUCGCCUUGGCCAUCCGGGACACAAACUCCCAGCCCCAGCAGAUGAUGUUCACCACAGCCCUGCUGAUCGUCUUCUUCACGGUCUGGGUCUUUGGGGGAGGCACAACCCCAAUGCUCACCUGGCUGCAGAUCAGAGUUGGCGUAGAUCCAGAUGAAGAUCUGAAAGCUAAAGCUGCGAGCCAGAGCACAUCUAACUUGGAUAAAAAUACAACCAAAGCUGAGAGUGCAUGGCUGUUCAGAAUAUGGUAUGGCUUUGACCACAGAUAUCUAAAGCCUCUCUUAACUCACACUGGGCCACCUCUCACAUCAACCUUACCUGAGUGGUGCAAUCCUGUUGCCAGGCUCCUGACCAGCCCCAGUGCCUAUGGGGAUCAAGUGAAGGAUGAUGACACAGUUUAUAUCAUCAAUAACGAUGAGCUGACCGAAAACUGUGAAUCAUCUGCUCGCGUACCAGUGUCAGCACAGGACAGCACAGGCUCCAUCCAGGCUACAGGCAAGGAAGAUAUUCAGGAAGGAGACCUGGGAUUAGGAGGAUACAAACUCCAGCUUCAACAUUCUGCAGGUCAACCCCAGGAGAAUUCAUUGGCAUGAGCAGUGUAAUGUUAAUCACAAGAAAGACUAAAAGAAACAAAAGAUCCUGUUAAGUGAUCAAGAGGUCAAAAAAAUUUAGUAAGCACAAAAAAUCAAAGAAGAUUCAGAUUUCGGCAACUAAAUACUUUGUUCUCCCAGGAAAGGGGUUUGCUAUCAUAUCUGUAUAUCUACAACCAUAUGCAGGUUUUAUAACUGCAGCAGUUUUUAGUAUGAAGACAUAGGGCAGUACCAGCCCACUGGAAAUCCAUUACAGUAAUGCAGGAUUUGACUGUACUGUGCCACUCACAUGUACACAGACCCUCUGAAUAUCAUUUAGAGUCUUCAGCAAGUUGAAAUAGAGAGAAAUAGCUUCCUAACAUUCAUGCUCACAGCUUUUUUCUACAGCUGGUCCUGACAUGAUUCACACCUAACUACUCAGUAGCUAUUACAUUUAUAAAGAAGAAGCAGAAGAUUCCUUGUCCAAGGAGUAUGUGAUCUGAAAAUGCUUAAAACAUGCAUUGCAGAACCUCAGUCUUGAUAAAUAAAGCUCCUUCAUGCUCACAGCAUAGAUUUUGCCUGACAUCCAGCCAAAUAUUUGCUAUCUAAAUGCACCUUACAGCCUGGUUCACAGAGGGUUUCACUAGCUGCCACAGAGUAGGAGACAUCAAGGUGUAUGAAAUCAGCAACACACACCCUUCAUGGCAGCACCAAAUGGGCACAACCGCUGCUUAAAACCUGCAGGUAUUCCACAGGGCUGUUGUUGUUACACCUUGGCAACACACACAGCUUAAACAGGGGGCGAAGUUCUCUUGUCUUGAAAGAUCAUUCUAAACAUAUACUGUGAUUUAAGAACUCAAAUGUUUCUCCUUUUUUUAACCGUUUAAGAAGAGUUUUAUAGAAUCAAACAUUUCUGCAAAAUAGUUCUCUUCAGACUGCCUGCUCCAAAGAUAAAUUUGUCUGUCUCUACUUAUGCUGGGUGCUCAGUGUUAUGCUAGAAAUGAGGACUGUGGUGGUUAGAUACAAAGGGAGUAUCAGAGUGUUCAUUGCUCUGCAUAAACACAGUAAAUGGAUAGCUGCUCAGCCACACAUACAGCUGACUGACACACACUGUCAAGCAUCAGUACAGACCAGCUUUGGCACACAGCAGCUAAGCAGUGCAAAACCAGGGAUAGAGCCAGGCUGCUGUUGUUAGAGCAUGUGCCUUUCCUCACAGCAGAGGUUUCAACUAACUGUGCAUGAUGAUGUUCCUAUUAAGAAAGUCAAAACAUCAGGAGUUUUUAAGGAAGAUCAUUCUUAGUAUACAAAGGGAAUGGGCAAGAAGAAAUUUGUGAUCUAGAAAAAUAAAAAUCAAACUGCCUCUCUCCAUAGUCCUAAAGUUGAACAGGUCUUAAUUUCACCACAAAUAAAACUUAAAAUACAAAUAUAAUCAAGUUUAGUCAUUAUUUUCCAGUGUAAUUAAUUUCUGGUUAUAUGUGACUCUGGAACAGCCAUUUUAAGCAUAAACCUGAACACAAUGGAGUUGUAUGUGCUGUUACAAAAGAUCAGAAGCUUAAGCUGGAAUUUUAUUUUGUCCUAAACUCCAAUCAAGGAUCUUCAAAGGGCCUUAAUCCCCACGUGGUUUAAAACAAAUAAUAUUCAGGCAUAAUAAUAACUCCUAAGAACUAUUGAAUUUCCAGCUCUGUGCUUUGCUUUGUUUAGCUGCAUGGGCUGGGAAAAGAUGUGCAGCAGCUUGCAAGAAGGGAUGAAGAAGGGAUGGA
Molecule: messenger RNA, 3829 nt
Organism: Catharus ustulatus (Swainson's thrush)
Lineage: Eukaryota; Metazoa; Chordata; Aves; Passeriformes; Turdidae
Gene: SLC9A9
Product: solute carrier family 9 member A9
Exons: 16
Coding region: 168-2093 (641 amino acids)
Biological process (GO): regulation of pH; proton transmembrane transport; sodium ion transport
Cellular component (GO): membrane; recycling endosome
Molecular function (GO): sodium:proton antiporter activity
Source: RefSeq, a predicted model, not a curated record